AUGACAGCAAGUGAUGCAGAUGCUACGGUGCCUUUCAACUCGUGGAACAACACGAUUGACACGCUGCAGUAUGGCUUGGUUUUCAUUGUGGUUCUCGUGGCUGCCCAUCCCUUGGGUCUCUUCUUCCCCAAGUACUUCAAGUUACCAUUGAUCACUGGGUACCUAGUGAUCGGGAUCAUUGCAGGACCGUUUGUUACCAAUUUACUACCUCAAGCACUCGUUGAAAUGUUGUCGACGUAUGUGAGUGCGCUGGCCUUAUCGUUCAUCUCAUUUCAAGCGGGACAAGAGAUUUAUUUACCAGAGCUGAGACCACAAUUGAAACAAAUCUUCAUCUUACUCAGUUGUCUCUACGUCACGGCAAUGGUGGCUCUCGUAAGCGUGCACUUGUUUGCUAAUAACGCCUUCUUCUAUGACGAUUUUGUCACGAAUUGCCAAGUGGGGAUCGCACUCAUGUUUGGAUCCAUCUCGGUGCUUGGCUCUCCUACAACCGUCAUGGCUAUCAAAAUUGAACUCAAUAGUGUCGGAGCUUUCACGAAUCUCAUGCUAGGGACGACCAUGCUGGCAGAAUUUAUCGUGCUCGUGUCCUUCUCGAUUUCACGGCUUAUCAGCUCCAUCUAUUGUACCGACCUACAAGUCUCACUAACGAAUAUUGUCUUCACGCUGUCAAUUGUGGCGUUAAACCUUGUAGCAGGUGUUGUGAUUGGACUUGUCAUCAUCUUGGUUUUUGAGAUCCCAGGCAGUACUGCUGAUGAACAUUUAGAUUUACAGGACUCAAUGGUGACGACAUCGUCGAAUUCGAGUUUGGAAACUUCACAGGACCCAGGCAUGAUGCCACACCCACACAAUGCCUACGUGGAAGAAACGGACGGAGACCGCAAACCUCGAACGCAACACCACUUUUGGACGACAAACGUGUCUUUAUACGUGAAAGGAUUUUUGUGGUUGACGCUCGGCUACAUGCUCUACAUCGCCAAUACGAUAUUGGCUGAGGCUACUAUUGCUUCAUACGGAGCUUUGUGGGAGGUCAGAUUUGAGCCCUUGCUAGUGCUGAUGGUCGCUUCUUGUCUUGCUGGCCACUAUUCUUUGAUUCGUCACGAUAUGCACGUGAUCCUGGAUACCGUGGCACCAUACAUGUUUCUGCCUUUUUUCGUGAUGACUGGAGCAGCACUCGAGUUGGACAUGGUAGUGAGGGUACUUCCUCUUAUGAGCUUGUAUGUUUGUCUGCGCUUUGUUGCAGUUUUCAUUGCUUGUUACUUCGGUGGGCGCUUCUUGCUUCGGCUUUCACCAAGACAAUACAACAAUCUCUGGCUUACAUUGACUCCCCAAGCUGGUGUCGCACUAGGUCUUGCUGAUGAGAUGAAGUCAUUCAGCUCAGAUCCUUGGGCUGGAGAGUUUGCAGCAACAAUCAUAGCGGCUGUGGUGGUGAAUCAAAUUAUUGGUCCAGUAUUGUGUGCUCUUGGACUUCGUCAUGCAGGCGAGAGUAUGUACGAUCGAGGCGCUGACGAACGUCAGCAAGCUGAACAAAAUGUGGAUGGUUUGGAUACCACAGAUAACGUCCGUCGUACGCAAGAUGAUCGACGUACAUUGCUCCCAUUUCACGUAGUCAAAAGCGCUGUGAUCAUUGGAGAGGACGAGGUGGCCUUUGAAACUGCGUUGGAGUUGUCCUUAUACGGAGCUCAAGUAAACGUGCCUCUGCUAGAUAAGGAACAGGCCGGCAAGUGGCAAAAUAUCAAUGAAACCAUCCUGCAGCGGUCAGCCAAGGAUGAAUUGAUCCAGUACAAGGAUAAAGUAAGGGAGCACGAGCGCGAAGAGCACAUGCAGGAAAUGUCGUCAGCAGAUGUGUUGAUUUUCACUGGUGACGGCAUGCGUACGCUGGAGUAUGUCCGAACCUUGAGGGCACUAUUGGGCGAAACAUAUCCACGCAUGACUGCAGUUGUCCCAGACUGCAUUUACAGCAAGGAACUGAGAGAGCUGGGAGCACUUAUCAUCCAUCCUUCCAUCGCUUUGGCAAAUAUUGUGACUCGGAUGGCACUCUUGAACCAGAAGCUAGCUGAAUCACUUUCACAAGAGAUCAGCACAACGAGCGACCUUGUGGCUGCUGCCUGCUCUAUGAAUCGUGACUCAAUACAAUCGUUAUCCGACAGGCGUCUCGAAGGUUGUCGUUUGGCGCUUGGCAGGAGCGUUGUCAAACACCAUUCGGCAAACUACGACAGACUUGGCGAGAUUCUAGCAGCUGAGAACCUCCCCAUGCCACCGCCGCCACUGCGUGUGUCGAUGUUUGGCACGUCUUCUGCUGGAUUUGACCCGUUUUCGAGGCGCAAUGGCAUGUCUGCCUACGAGCAUUUUGUUAUACAAAACGAGCCCACUGUCAAUGACUCGACUGUUUUUAACACGCAUUUCGUUCAACGUUCGGCGCCCCGCUUGGGUAUUUCCCCAUUGCCACAAGGAAGCAACCCGUACGCUUUUGCGCGAUCACGAUCCGUUGGAUAUCGCUCUAUGGCGAAUGUGGGCAGAGAAAGUGUACAGCGUGGACUCACCCGGGCCCAUUCGGAUGACGUGUGA
This is a messenger RNA of Peronospora belbahrii, 2562 nucleotides long. NCBI's taxonomy places the organism in Eukaryota, Oomycota, Peronosporomycetes, Peronosporales, Peronosporaceae. The record is from the annotation of a GenBank genome assembly.